AUGGCCUCUCCCGGCACGCGUCGCACGCUGGCUUCGUUGCGGAAUAAGCAGGACAACGACCGGUGCUUUGAGUGCGGGGCUCAUAAUCCAGCGUGGGCCUCAGUCAAGUAUGGCAUCUUCAUCUGCCUAGAGUGCAGCGGCGUGCACCGCUCUUUGGGCGUGCAUCUCAGCUUUGUGCGCUCCCUCACCAUGGACAAGUGGAAGACCGAUGAGCUGGAGCGGAUGAGGCUUGGUGGCAAUCGGCGCCUCAAGGAAUGGUUCGACAGUCAGCCAGAUGUGCAGCCAGGCAUGAACAUGCAGGACAAGUACAACACCCGUGCUGCUGCCUUGUACCGCGACAAGAUUGCAACGGAGGCCAAGGGUGAGGUUUGGGAUCCUCAAAAGUCACCGGCCCGCUCUUGGCUGCCGCCUCGUGCCGCCUCGACCGGUUCGAGCACGAGUGGCGCCACCGGUGGCGGCAGUGCCGACAGCCUCGAAGCCGCCACGGGCAUGAGCCGAGCUGAUAUCACGCGUCAGCGAGACAACUAUUUUGAACAGGCACAGGCUCGCAACGCCUCACGCCGCGAUGAUGUUCCUCCCAGUCAGGGUGGAAAGUACGGCGGUUUUGGUAACCCCAAUUUUCAGGCCCCAUCCACCAAGAGUGGUGGUGGCGGUGACGACCUGCUACAGGAUGCCUUUUCUGCCAUCAGUUUGGGCUGGUCAACCUUCACCCGCACAGCCGCUCAGCUGGCCGAUUCGGUCAACGAAACAGUCGUCAAACCGACGGCUGCCCGGGUCGGCGAUGAGACCUUUUGGCACCAACUUUCUGACAACGUGACUGAAAUGGGUCGUAGCGCGGUCGCCCAUACCACCGAAGGCGUCAAGAACAUCGGUGCGCUGUUGAAGGACGAAAAGCGCAGGUAA
This is a messenger RNA of Monosiga brevicollis MX1, 903 nucleotides long. RefSeq lists its product as uncharacterized. Gene Ontology annotation, cellular component: Golgi membrane. The record is from RefSeq and is a predicted model, not a curated record. NCBI's taxonomy places the organism in Eukaryota, Choanoflagellata, Craspedida, Salpingoecidae. The coding region runs from base 1 to 903 and encodes 300 amino acids. Gene Ontology annotation, biological process: regulation of endocytosis; regulation of ARF protein signal transduction. Gene Ontology annotation, molecular function: GTPase activator activity. The transcript is spliced from 3 exons.